Molecule: messenger RNA, 480 nt
Organism: Miscanthus lutarioriparius
Lineage: Eukaryota; Viridiplantae; Streptophyta; Magnoliopsida; Poales; Poaceae
Source: the annotation of a GenBank genome assembly
AUGGCGGGAAAGUCUCAUAUCCCACGUUUAACAUUGAUCCGCACUGGAUCCAAGUUGUCUACAUAUUCAAUGGCCAUUAUGGAUGGGAAACGGAGUCGGAUCACAAAAGAGGAUCUCUGUGAUCAUGCGUGGGAAUAUCGUUUCACUAUAGCAGCACCUGAUUACUGGAGGAACCUUGAUCCAUCAUGGAAGCACACUGAUCCACCUAUGCGACGUUACUUCCACCCUGACGGCUACCACAGCGCAGACGCUCAUGACGCCGUGUGGGGUGGCCAUGAGUGCACCUACAUGGUCAUAACGAGCUUUGUUGAUGAUGGCCAGAUCAGGGAACACUACGUGAGGAUCAACCGGUGGCCACCAAUGAAGGUGUCGAGCAAGGACGACUGGAGCUGGGAGCUAUCGAACCACCUCUACCGCUAUAACAGCAUACCUGAUUCCGACAAGAAAGGAUGCACUGGUCCUCUGUUCCCAGUUUGGUGA